AGGACUCGCCUAAAACAAGUUGGUCCUAACUGGACUCCCUCACAGCAACUUGACACAAACUCGACACAACGUCCAUGACAUAAACGUACAUUGAAUAUUUUACCGGGUCACCAGUUGCCAAGAAGGAAACCAACGCCCCUUUUCUUGCCCAAAUUCCAGACACCGCUUCAAACAACAAUGCGAUAUUGUGAUAUGCCUUCCCCGUCAACCCUCUAAAAGCGUCAACAAAGCCUACCCAUCACACAUACACGCCGUGACAUAGGCAGGACAUGAGAACUAGUGCUCAGAAGAGUCACAGAUUGGGCAACCAAGAAAAGGAGCAUCCUGAGAUGAGUGGUCAUCAGUUGAACUUUCAUCCCUCAUUAUGAAGACCUUCAUUGCCACCCUUGGCCUUGUUGCCCUUGCCGUCGCCGACAACGCUCCCCGUUAUGAGCCCAGAUACCAGCCUAGCUACAAACCCAGCUACGAGCCCAGCUACAAGCAGCCUUCCUACAAGGAAGAGCCUGCUUCCUACCAAUACAACUAUGAGGUCAAGGAUGAAUAUGCCGGUUUGAACUUUGAUGCCAAUGAGGCUCGUGAGGGAUACAACACCAAUGGUGGAUACAACGUGCUCCUCCCCGACGGCCGCACACAGAAGGUCACCUACACUGUUGAUGGGUAUGGCGGUUAUGUGGCUGAUGUCCAAUACGAGGGAGAGCUCAAGUACGAGUCCUACAAACCCAAGUAUGAGCCCAAGUACCAACCCUACAAGCCCACCUACAAGCCCGCCUACAAGCCCGCUUAUCCCCAGCCUUCUUAUGAAUAAGCACCUGAUCUCCUCCAAUAUUUAUUUCAAAGACUAUCUAUCUCUAUGAAAUAAACGACCAAAGCCUUUA
Messenger RNA from Tigriopus californicus, 875 nucleotides. Its product is annotated as adhesive plaque matrix protein-like. The transcript is spliced from 2 exons. Gene Ontology annotation, cellular component: extracellular matrix. Bases 365 to 805 code for a protein of 146 amino acids. The record is from RefSeq and is a predicted model, not a curated record. Lineage: Eukaryota; Metazoa; Arthropoda; Copepoda; Harpacticoida; Harpacticidae.